AUGCUCGAGUGGCCGCCCGAGUCGAGCGUUGGCCAUACGGAGAAUCCGAGCCUAGCCGAUUCUCGGAGGCCCGCUAUCGGGGAAGGCUUGGCGGUGCUUACUAGCCUUGCGGGCGCUCCUUCGGAGGUUGUUCCUUUUGAUCCUAUGGUUUCGGAGGUCGGGGCUGCGACAAGCGAAUGGAUAUUAGUUUUUGGUCGGGCCGAAGCCGCGCUCGCUCGAAUCGGCGGCGCCGGUCUCGGCGAGCUUCGCCUCUCGACCUCCCGCGAGUUGAAGGGUCUCGAGCACAAGCCCCGUGCUACUCGGGCAUCGCAAGACGAAGAAGACGAAGCCGAGUGCUAG
Dovyalis caffra is the source of this 339-nucleotide messenger RNA. NCBI's taxonomy places the organism in Eukaryota, Viridiplantae, Streptophyta, Magnoliopsida, Malpighiales, Salicaceae. The record is from the annotation of a GenBank genome assembly.